AUUGGCAACUUGAGCCUCGAUCAUCAUAUCACGUGGCCACGCCAGCAUGACAGGUAUACUCAGUGAUGGUCGAUGGAUCAAGAAAAUGCCCUCUCCUUAUUCCAAAUCUCAGGUACUGAAAUGGUUGGCUUGCAUCGACUACGAUGUCACACCCUCGGUUGAAGCUUCUGUUGUCAACGACACCUUUCCCGCAAACCUGGACAAUCUGACCAUCAUUCAGCGAUUGCACUUACUUGGGAUCAAGUUCGAGAACACUCAGAUGCACUACUCACCCGAACACACUAUGGAUGUGGAGGCCCAACCCGUGUUCCAGCGCCUUGUGAUGGACCGCAAAGGCUCUUAUUGCUUUGGGAAGACUGGGUUACUCUCCGGAAUGUUACGAGGGUUGGGCUACCGGGUUCUUCCUGUCCAAGGCCGGGUCAACCAAAACUACAUGAAACUUGGGGUUCCCCCCGAUUUCACCCCCACGACACAUAUGGUUCUACUCGUGCAGCCCAUCUCGAAUAGCAAUACGACUUAUAUGGUCGAUGUAGGCUUCGGCGGAAGUUGUCCUGUGAGGCCCAUGUUACUCACCGAAGGGGAUCCUGUCAUGGGUACUACGCCCACGGAGAAACAUCGAUUGCGUAAAGGAAGCCUUCCUGAUUCAUGCCUGGAUGACCCAGUCCAGUCGGUGUGGAAACUCGAGUGCCUCCAUACCAAAGAGGGAAAUGGCACAGCAAUGGCAGAUGAAAGCCAAUGGAAAUGGUUAUACGCUUUUGAUGAAGUUGAACGGUUUGCCCAAGACGUGGUCUGCUCAAGCCACUGGGUCGCGACAUACGGUCGCGGCACGAUCUUCGCGGAUAAUGUUUUGUGUAUCAAACAUUAUUGGCUUGACGAAGAACAACUCACUAAACCUAACGAACAAAGGUGGAUCGGUUCCCUCUCGCUGAUGGGUAAAAUCAUUCGACGCCAUUCAGGGCCACGGGGUGAGGUGGUCAAGGAGCUAAAGUCUGAGGAAGAAAGAGUCGAGGCGAUUAAAGAGUAUUUUGGCGUAGAUGUAGGAAGCGUCAAUAUUCAGUACAUCCAAGGAAGAACAGCGGCUCUGGGCCAUUGAGAGUUCAAAUAGAAACAAGGCUUGUAUUUAACAGAAUGGACGAACCAGUACUAGCGUAAAGCAUACAUGUGAAGAACAGUUCCACGAU
Molecule: messenger RNA, 1181 nt
Organism: Marasmius oreades (fairy-ring Marasmius)
Lineage: Eukaryota; Fungi; Basidiomycota; Agaricomycetes; Agaricales; Marasmiaceae
Exons: 5
Coding region: 47-1093 (348 amino acids)
Molecular function (GO): acetyltransferase activity
Source: RefSeq, a predicted model, not a curated record